AUGAGAGCGAAGUUGGGGGCCUCUCGCUGUGCUAAAAAAUACGCGGAUGAUGUCUACCAUGUCAUACGAGAUCUUGGCUCGCACUAUGACCACGCCCUAUCCAUGGCCACAUGGUUUAAGCUCAUUGAUAUGCGGCGGUCUCACUACACUACUGUGGCGCAAUACGUUUCCAGUUUUCAGCGAGCAUAUAUUGACGCGAACGAGUUGAAUUGCGGUAUUAGUCCCUACACCGCGCUGAUUGCGAUUCUUGGUGGACUCAAGUCAGAUCUUCCGUAUUGGGUCGCCGCGAUGUGGACUUUGUCGCCUGAAGAUGCGGUGACCGAUUAUACUGACGCUGAUUUGUUCAAAGCCUGUCGCAUGGCAAUAGAGCAAGAUGAUAUGUUCAACCAAAGGAAUUGCAAGGUUGCGAGAGGCGGGUGA
Molecule: messenger RNA, 420 nt
Organism: Aspergillus tubingensis
Lineage: Eukaryota; Fungi; Ascomycota; Eurotiomycetes; Eurotiales; Aspergillaceae
Exons: 1
Coding region: 1-420 (139 amino acids)
Source: RefSeq, a predicted model, not a curated record